AUCUCAUUGGCUUUUUUAGUCACUGUAUCACAUUGUUGGCUUAUUCUCCCCACGAGGACUCCAAGAUCUUUUUUACACAUCCUGCUGUCGAGCCAGGCAUCGUCUCCCAUUCUGUAUCUUUGCAUUUUAUUUUUUCUGCCUAAGUAGAGUUAUCUUGCAUUUGUCCCUGUUGAACUUCAUUGUGUUAGUUUUGGCCAGUCAUCUCUCUGAUCUGUGAAGAUUGUUUUGAAUUCUGUUCAUGUCUUCUGGAGUAUUGGCUAUCCCUCCCAGUUUGGUGUUGUCUGCAAACUCAAUGAUCGUACCUUCUGACCCUUAUUCUAAGUCAUUAGUAAAGAUCUUGAACAGAACCGGGCCCAGGACGGAACCCUGCUGAUGGCAGUCCACUCACCACUUCUUUCCAGGAUGAAGAGGAAGCAUUGGUGAUCACCUUCUGGGGAAAGGAGCAUUCUAUGGGGCCACAUUUGUCAUGAUGGGAAACAAGUCAACAUCUAAGGAAUAUUGAAGAAUUUGGAAUUCCAAAGUGCAGUAAGGAAACCAGUCCUCUUGGAAGAAGAAAUGCCCCGAAGGUGCUCAUCUGGCUGAACUCUUCAUCUCACUCAUAGUUCAGAAAGGGAAACAUGGGGAAGAAAGCAUAUAAAUAUACUGAAUAUGGAAAGAGUGUUAGUCAACAGAGACCUCAGCAGUUACAUGAAAAAAUCCACAAUGGUGAGAAACCUUAUGAAUGCCAGGACUGUGGAAAGAGAUUCACGCAGAGUGGAAAUUUGCAUUCACAUCAGAGAACUCACACUGGUGAGAAACCCUUUAUAUGCCUGGAAUGUGGAAAGAGCUUCACUUACAGUCAAACUCUACGUUCACAUCAAAGUACUCACACCGGGGAGAAACCGUAUAAAUGCCAGGAGUGUGGAAGGAGCUUUAAUCAGAGUGGAGAGCUACGGUCACAUCUAAGAACUCACACAGGCGAGAAGCCUUAUGAAUGCAAGGAAUGUGGAAAAAAAUUUGCUGUGAGUGGAAAUUUGCAUUCACAUCAGAGAACUCACACCGGCGAGAAGCCUUAUGAAUGCAAGGAAUGUGGAAAAUUUUUUGCUGUGAGUGGAAAUUUGCAUUCACAUCAGAGAACUCACACUGGUGAGAAACCCUAUAAAUGCCUGGAAUGUGGAAAAAGCUUUGUUCAGAGUGGACCACUACGGUUACAUCAAAGAACUCACACUGGGGAGAAACCCUAUAAAUGCCAGGAAUGUGGAAAGAGCUUUACUCAUGGUGGAGAUCUACGGUCACAUCAAAGAACUCACACCGGCGAGAAGCCUUAUGAAUGCAAGGAAUGUGGAAAAAAAUUUGCUGUGAGUGGAAAUUUGCAUUCACAUCAGAGAACUCACACUGGUGAGAAACCCUAUGAAUGCCUGGAAUGUGGAAAGACUUUCACUCACAGCCAAGGUCUACGUGCACAUCAAAGAACUCACACGGGGGAGAAACCCUAUAAAUGCCAGGAGUGUGGAAAGAGCUUUCCUCAGAGUGGAGAACUACGGUUACAUCAAAGAACUCACACUGGGGAAAAAACAUUUGAAUGCCAGGAAUGUGGAAAGAGCUUCACUCACAGUCAAAGUCUACGUUUACACCAAAGGACUCACACGGGAGAGAAACCCUAUAAAUGCCUGGCGUGUGGAAAGAGCUUUGCUCAGAGUGGAGAUCUACAGACACAUCAAAGAACUCACACUGGGGAGAAACCUUAUGAAUGCCAGGAAUGUGGAAAAAACUUUGCUGUGAGUGGAAAUUUGCAUUCACAUGAGAGAACUCACACUGGUGAGAAACCCUUUAAAUGCCUGGAAUGUGGAAAGAGCUUUGCUUACAGUCAAAGUCUACGUUCACAUCAAAGAACUCACACUGGCGAGAAACCCUAUAAAUGCCAGGAGUGUGGAAAGACCUUUACUUGGAAUGGGACAUUACGUUCACAUCUAAGGACUCACACUGGAGAGAAACCUUAUGAAUGCCAGGAAUGUGGAAAGAGCUUCACUCACAAUCAAAGUCUAAGUUCACAUCAAAGAACUCACAGUGGGGAGAAAUCCUUUAAACGCUUGGAAUGGAAUAUUGCAUUUACAUCAAAGAACUCACAAUAAACACAAGUGGGAGAUAAAGGUGGAAUCAGCAAGGUUAAGAAGACUAAGAAAAUAACAUUCGAUAUGUAUAUUGAAAUGGUGAUGGAUUUUUAUAUUAUUCUAUCUGUGUUUACAAUAAAAACAUAUUGGAAAAAAGGAACUCACACUGGGGAGAAAACUUAUGAAUGCCAGGAAUGUGAAAAAAAAAAACCUUUGCCUAUAGUGGACAACUACAUUUACAUCAAAGAACUUACACUGGGGAGAAACCCUAUACAUGCCAGGAGUGUGGAAAUAAUUUUGUGCAUAGUGGAGCACUACAGUCACACCAAAGAACUCAUACUGGGGAGAAACCCUAUCAAUUCCUGGAGUGUGAAAAGAGUUUUACUCAGAGUGGAAAUCUAUAUAAACAUCAGAACUCACACUAGGGAGAAGCUAUUUAAAUGCCUGGAGGACAGAGUUUCUCACAAAACAGAAGUUGGUAUUUAUAUCAAAUAACUCACACUGGGGAGAAACCCUUGGCUAAAAGACAGGAAGUGAGAUUAAAUCUUUCUACAGAUGAUAGAGAUGACAGAAAAAAAAUCUCACAGCAAUUCUUAACGCCACAUCAUACUGAUCAAAACUGAAACAGUAAAAUUUGCAUGGAGUUCUACCCCAAAUGAAGGUGAUCCUGAGUUGGGGAUAAUGAUGUGUUUUACAAUAGCUGCUGCGACCUCCUCCAUCUGUUUGGCAGUGCACGGAAAUGUUUUGAGCCUGUCCAUCAUGUUGCCCAUGAACACCAACCAGUGCCAGUAUCUCCCACUCCAGAAAGGGGUCUAUAAGAAUCGGUGAUCAAUUGAAUCAACUACUACAGACAAAACAAAUAAGCAAAUUGGGAAAUUAUCAAUUUCUUCUGAAAGAUUUUACAAUUGAUGGAUAAAUAAAAGAACCCAUGAUUCAGUGGGCAAAAAAAAAAUAGGCCGAGCAUAAGUCUAGAAGAAUGGGAACCACCACCACACAGCCCCCAGUGCCACAUCAGUGUGAAACCAUGGAGUUCAAUAUAGUUUAAUAUAGUUACAGCUCUAGGACAAAAUCUGUUUGUCCUUGUCUUUGCCACCUAGUACCACCUGCAAGAUGCUAAUAAUUCAAAAAAGGAUAUGUUGAGUGUAAUGCUCUGAGCUUUCUUAAGACUAUGGGACUUAGAAGGCUUUUAAAGAGCCGAGAAAGAGAGCAACCCAUGAUUCUCUGGGCCGAAGUGGUGACCCUUUGGUCUCCAUUUAUGACCUAGGGCUGAAUUUAUGGUCUGUUCUUCCUUUAGUCCACUCCUUGGUCUUAUUGAUGUUAAGAAUCAGAUUAUUGUCUCUUUAUCAUGAGAGCAGCCAAUCCGCUUCAUCUGGAUAGGCAGGCUCAUCCCCUUCAGAGAUAAGAAUCCUCACCACGGUUGUAUCAUCCGCGAAGUUGACAGUGAUAUUGCUAUGAUGGAUGGGGGUGAACUCUUUCUAUUGGGAUUAUUAGACAAACAGUCAUUGAAACACCAAAAAAGAAUCUUUCUCUAUAUGACAGCAACAGCUAGAAUUGAAUAUGUAAAACUAUGAAAACAACCAAACAUACCAACACCAGAAGAUUGGAUUACAAAAGUUUUUGAAAAGACCGGAAUGGACAAUUAACUUUAGCUCUACAACAAACUAGUACACAGAAACCCUUUAUUGUCUAAUGAACCAAAUGAAGAGGAUUUCUUGACUAAAAAUUGUAUUAAUAGUACACAGAUAUAUUUUGUACUAUUUAUGCACUCAGUAUUCAAGAGACUUUAGAUAAUUGACCUAUCAGUACUCUUUAAUUAGAAUUGAAAUUGUUCCAAGCCUCGUUUUUAGAUAUUUUAUAUCUAUAUAUAUACACACAUACAAAUGCAUAAUGUUUGUGUGGUGUUUACAUAAAGAAAAGAUGACAAUGUAACAUAGUUAAUUCUCACCUCCACUAUAUUAAUUUACUAACAAAUGGAACUGAAUGGAUUUAUAUGGCAAUAGUUAAAAUUGGAAAAAUACACGUAAAGAACUGGAAAAGAAGAUAGGAAUAACAUGGGAUAGUAUGUGAAGACAUGAUGACCAGUUUUGAUGUUGGACAACAAGAGUGUGCUCUUUUCUGUUAUAGGGGACAUUUGGAACUUUCAAAAUAUUAGACGAUGUGCAUAAUAGUACUUGAGUUGAAGAUAGAGAUGUCAUAAUGACAGCUAAUAUAAGAUGUCCCUUCCUCCUCAAUCCCCUUCCUCGGUGAAAUAGUAGGCAUUUGUACAGUUCUAAUCUACUAAUCAGAGCUCCAAAACCCUCAUCCCCUUCUCUGUUUUUCUUUUUUCUUUGUGUGAUUUUUAAAAAAAAUGCAUAACAAAAAUUCAUUUUUAAAAAAUGAGUGGGGGGCAUGGACUUGUGCAAUGCGUUUUACAUUGGGCUACCUUUGUACUAAGUUCAGAAACUUCAGUUGGAUCAAAAUACGGCAGCCAGAUUGGUUACGGCAACAUCCAGGAGUGAGCCUAUUACAUCUAUGAUACUAAAGUCACACCAAUGGCUGACAAUUAGUUUCUGGGCAAAGUACAAAGUGUUGCUUUUGACUUUAAAGUCCUAUAUGGUUUGGGUCCAGAUUCCCUAUAAGAUGGCCUCCUCCCAUACAAUCCUCCCCUUUGGACACUGAGGUCUUCUAGGGUGGUGUUUACUCCAGCCAGACAGAACCCAACUGGCAACCGUCACCCCGGGAACCUUUUCAUCAUCUGCCAGAAGAAGAGCUCAGGCAGUUAAAUCAGCUGUUGGAAUUUAAAAUACAUUCUUCUGCAGAAGGCCUACCCAGCCAUUUUAAUCACAAAUGUUAAACUUGUGUCUUAUGUUUAAUCUAUGUUAUUUUAAUAUGUAUUUUGUAGAAGCAUUUUAAUAUGUGUAUUUUUUUUAGUAAGUUUUAGAUGAUUAUGUGUUUUAUAUGGUUCUGGCCCAGCUUACCUGUCCGGACGUAUCUUCCCUUAUGGCCCAUCUUGAAGAUUAAGAUCAUCUGGGGACACCUGCUUCGCAAGCUCAACUGGUGGGGACGAGAGACGGGGCCUUCUCGGUGGUGGCCCUUCGGCUGUGGAACUCCCUCCCUAGCGAUAUUAGAUCAGCCCCCUCCCUCCUAGCCUUCAGAAGGAAAGUAAAAACCUGUUGUAUUCCAGCCUACAUCUGAGCUGUCAGGUGAGCCAGGGGUUGGGCCUGUUCAGCCUGUGAUUGUAUCUGCAUCUGACUUGUCAGAUGAAUCUGGGUUGGGGCCUAGGAUUCCCUUGCAGCCAGAGGUAGAUGAUUGUGUACAGCCAGAGUUAGAUGAGUCUGCUGUUCCUGAGGAUUAUGGAGGUCAGGCAUAUGAUAAUUUCAGGCAAGCAGCUUGAACCGCAUUCCUUGGGAGAGUCAAGGUCGGGUUGUCCCUUGGCAGAUGGGCAUUCCAGUCGUGAUAAGAGUAAUAAGAUUGACAGAAAGAAAUCAAUAUGUCAAUAGAGACAAGAAAGGGAGGUUUUGAGAAGGAGCAAACGGUUACUGAUGAGAAAGGGUUUUGAAGAAACUUCCCACGGAAAGGGGCCUUGAUUCUAGCUUUAAGAGAAACCACUUCAGAGAGUGAGCUCAGAGGUGGUAACUUUGCUCAUUGAGAGGUUUGAUCCUGCUGCAUGGACUCUUGUUUCAUGGACUUUUCAUUCCUUGUUCCUUUGGAUUUUUCAUGCCAAGUUCUGUAAGACUUCCGGGUGCGGCAGCAUGGCGACCGGUCGAGUGCCUUGAGAGCUCUCGGGCACUAGACCCUUCUGCGACCGAUAUAGGGGCUGUGUACCCCCUAACUCUGGGCGGAUCGAGACCUGGAGGCAGCGAACCACCGCAUCCUCUGCCAGGAGACCCAGAGGACGCCCUCCCUCAAGGGGAGCGCCCAGGAGGUUCGGCAAGGAGCGGUGGUAGCCGGUCGGAAGGGAAUAGACGGGUCGCAAGAAGCCCGAUAACGGUCGCCGGCCGCACUUCCCCAAGAUGGGAAAUAUCUAAUAAGAACAGAAGAAAAAAAAGGAUCGGCGCACAGUGUCUACGGUUCUGGUGCUUGAUACUGAAGCCAGCUGAGCGAGAAGAAAAUAGAGAACAGAACGAAGAAUGGCAUAAAGUGUAAGGUACUCCAUCCCCCUCCCUAAACGAACCCCCACAUUGGAUAAGAGGAGAGAGUCUGAAGGGGAGAGAAAGGACGGGAGGGGAGGAAGAGCCACAAUUAAACUUGCUAAACCUAUACAAGGAAACGCGGACCAAAAUUGGGAAGGAAGGACGAAUUAAAGAUGAAUAAGGUCGGACUCAUGUGUUAAAAGGGAGGCUGUAAGACAUCGAAAGACUUUAAACCUACUUGGAGGAACGCCAGGUGGGAGGUGGAGAGGCGAAGGUUCGACCUUGGGGCCGGUUUGUUUAGUCUACCAGAAGGCUGACGUCACGGAGAGCUCGAGCCCCGGAUGAGAGAGAGAGAGACGGAAAGGGAUAAGCGGAAGCGGAAGGAAACAACGAAGGGAGACAACAAGAAGUAAGAGAGUACUCGGAGCCCCGUAGCAGCCAUAUCACAGAGUCCGGGGAGGACUGGAGAUAUUGAGUGAAGUGAGUGGGGCGGCGUGUCAAAAAGUAGGAAAGGAGCGAAGAGUGAAGGUGGAAGGAGUGUUUAUCAAGGACGAGAAGCAGACGAGCGGGCGGAGAGGGUGAGGAAGGACGACCCGGGAGGGAGUCGGAUGAUGCGAGGCGAGGACGAGAAGCAGACGGAGUGGACGGAGUGACAGACGGUGAUAGAGAAGAAAGAGAAGAAGCGGGGUGAGAAGCGAGGACGAGAAACAGACGAAGCGGGGAGAGAGGAAAAGGAGACGGAGGUAGACGAACAGCACAAGAAACCAACAAGACGCGAGACUGAACAUAAGAAUAAGAGAAACAAGGAGGGAAUAGUAAGAACUUUUAUAGACUUCUAUGGACAGAUAAAAUACUGGGAAAGCAUAACAGAACAUUAGAAAGGUUAAGGGGGGGGGAAGAAUAGAGGGGAUAAAGAGAGACUAUAGAGGGGGGGAAAGGAACUCUUUCUCUCUAUAUAUAUAACUACAUAGCUCCUCUCAACUCUAGCGAAAUCCCAACAUUUGUUGAUAGCUUACCCCCCUUCAUUAGUUAAAUUGUGACCUUUGGGCAAAGAGGUUCAGUGUCUUACCUAGAUAGACUCCUCUACUACAAUAGAACCUUCAAAACUAUACAGUAACUACACAAAACAAAACGUGAAGUAUUGUUAAUCCUUAAUCCUUAAUUGCUCACCAUUGUAUUAGAAUCCUUCGACUAAGGAAGAACAAAACUGAUAUUACACCAUAAGAAGAUGACCACCCCAAAGGCAAAGAUGGAAGACAAGAAACCACUCCCAAGAAGAGGAUCAAUUCCAGAGGAAGUGAAUCUGAAAGACGUGAUGAGAGAACUUCAGAGGAUUGUGGACAAUAAAAAAACGUUUCAGGACCAAAUGUUAACGAUGAAGAAAGAUCUAACCGAAGAAUUCGUAGAAGUGAGAAAAGAAAUGAAGGGGCUGCAGGAAGAUAUAAAAGGGAUAAAAGAGGACAGUAAAAAAUUAGAAAUGACGCAAGAAGCUAUGAAAUCUAAAUUAGAAAAAUUGGAAGCAAAGAGUGCUAAACUGGAAGAGAGACAGGAAAAAUUAGAAAGAAAGGAAUUGGAGUGUCAAGUAAGAAUUAGAAGCAUAGUAGAAGAACCAAAAGAAAACAUAAAACAAAUAGUAACACAAAUCCUGGCAGACCUGUUACAAAUACAGGAUGAAGAAAUGGAAGAUAAUCUAGAGAGAGUAUUCAGAGUAACCACAAACUUCUCAAAAAGAAAUAAAGUGGCAAGAGACGUGGUGGUUCAGUUUGAGAGAAGAUAGACUAGAGAAGAAGUGCUGAAGAUGAGCAAGAAAAACACUAUCCGUUUCAAAGGAGUAAAGGUAACAAUUCUCAAAGAACAAGCAUCAAGUACGAUGCAAAAACGGAAGAAAUAUCUUUUUCUUACUGAAGAACUUAAGAAACGUCAAAUCAGAUUUAGAUGGGAACGGAAAGAAGGCAUUAUGGCCACUUACAAACAAGAACAACACUGGAUAACAACGGAAGACAAAGCUAAGGAAUUUUACAAAAUGAUUAUGAAGGAAAAAACAAAACCCAAUCCAAACAUCAGCCCUUUGGAAGAAGAACGAGAAAAGAAAAGAGCCAGAGCCACCUCACCAGAAAAGUACUCUACCAAUCACGAGACACAACCACCAAACCUAAUCGAUCUAGAAGAACAAGAAGGAAAAGAAAGUUAGAAGCAGAAUAUGGAAAUAAAAUGUCACUCUAACAAUAUUAAUGGAAUAAAUUCACCCAAUAAAAGAAGUAGACUAUUUAAUCACUUAAGGAAGUCGAGAUUUGAUUUAAUCGCCCUCCAAGAAACGCAUAUCUGCCAGAGACAGGAAGUUCUAUUAAGCCAAAAAAGUUUAGGUAUAGAAUUCCUCUCCUCUGCUAAGGAAAAAAAAAGGGGGGUAGCCCUAUACAUAAAUGAGAAAUUGAAACCUGUACCAGCCUUUAAAGAUGAGGACGGUAGAAUGGUAGGAGCAAAAAUUUGGCUGGAUAAUCAGGCAAUCCUAAUUUGCAACAUAUAUGCACCAAAUGGUACAAAAACGACCUUCCUAAAAAAUUUAAGAAAGAAAAUAGACGAGCAAGAAUUCGAUGAUUUAAUAAUUUUGGGGGACUUCAAUGGAAUAAUUAAUCCAGAAAUAGACAAAAAAGGGAAUCCAACAAACAAACAAAGGAAUAAACUAACAGGUAAAUUACCAGUAAAAUUUAUAAAGGCACUUCAAGAUUGGGACUUAUAUGAUGAAUGGAAAUGUCAUCACGAUAGAGAGAGGGAUUACACUUAUUUUUCAAAUAGACAUUCUACAUGGACGAGAAUUGAUAUGGCCUGGAUGACUCCCCCACUGAUCCCCAAAGUAGAAAAAAUUAAAAUCGCCCCCCGAUACAUUUCAGAUCAUGGCCCAAUAGAAUUUACAAUCAACAGGACCCAGAAGAAAUUUAAUUGGAGAUUAAAUGAAAAUCUUAUUAAAACAGAAGAAGACAUCAAUAAAAAUAAAAAAAUUCUCAAAGAAUAUUUCGAAAUAAACAAUACAACAGAUGUCCCCACACAAGUGAUUUGGGAUGCGAGUAAAGCAUACAUGCGGGGACAUUUUAUCCAACAAAGUAUUCUGAAAAACAAAAUAAAAAGGGAGAAAAGGACUAAGUUAUUAGAAGAAAUUAACAUAAACGAGAAAAAAUUGAAACGGGAACCAACAAAUGGGAAAUUAAUACAAGAUUUGGAAUUAUUAAGAAAUCAAAUGAUCUCAAUAGAUUUAGAAGAAACAGCCAAAAAAUUGAAAUUUCUUAAACAGAAACAUUUUCAAAAUGCCAACAAGCCGGGAAAAUGGCUGGCCUGGAAAAUUAAAAAGAAAAAACAGGGAAAUACUAUAUUGGAAAUAAACUCAGACGGAAAUAGAUUUACAACAGAACAGGAGAUAGCGGCCCAAUUUAACAAAUUCUAUAGUAAAUUAUACUCGAAAGACCAUAUUAGGAAAGAUAAAAUAGGGGAAUUUCUCAGUAAACAAAAAAUAGCUAAAAUAUCGGAGAAACAAAGGGAACUAUUAAAUAAAGAAAUAUCGGAGAAGGAGAUCCUAAAAGCAAUAAAUAGUAUGGAGAAUAACAAAGCCCCCGGCCCGGAUGGAUUAAACGCGCUCUAUUAUAAGACAUUUGCGGAAGAAAUGAUUCCAUUUUUAAAGGAAAUUAUGAAUGACGUCUUAAACAAUAAAGAACUGCCAAAUUCUUGGCGCUAUGCAACGAUCACGGUAAUCCCAAAAGAGGGACAAGAUUUAAAGAAUGUGAAAAAUUAUAGACCCAUCUCCCUGCUAAAUUCGGACUAUAAAAUAUUCACAAGUAUACUUGCAGAUAGACUUAAGACAUUUUUGAUGGAAUGGAUAGGAGAGGAGCAAACGGGAUUCUUGCCUCAAAGGCAAAUGAGGGAUAAUGUGAGGGAAAUUAUAAAUAUAAUUGAGCACUAUGAAUGCACAAAAAAGGAAGAAUUGGCUCUAUUAACAAUUGACAUGGAAAAAGCAUUCGACAAUUUGAAUUGGGAUUUUUUCAAACUACUGAUAAAAGAAUUGGAUAUGGGAUACAAAUUUUCCAAUGCGAUUAACCAAAUUUACGAUAAACAAGAAGCUAAAAUAAAAAUAAAUACAUCAGAAUCCAAAAACUUCAUGAUUCAGAAAGGGACUAGGCAGGGUUGUCCCCUAUCCCCUCUCCUAUUUAUUUUCUCAAUAGAAAUCUUAUUAAAUGUAAUUAGAAAGGAUCACCAAUUAAAAGGUACUAAUAUUAGGAAGUGCAAUUACAAAAUUAGAGCAUUCGCCGAUGAUUUGAUCUGUAUAAUAGAGGACCCAAUUAGAACAAUAAAACUAUGGCUAGCAAAAUUUAAAGAAUUUGAAGAAAUCUCAGGACUAAAAAUAAACUUAGAGAAAACCAUGAUACUAACUAAAAACUUAACGAACUCUAGACAGAAGAGACUAACAGAGAUAACGGGAAUCCAAAUUAGAAAAAAGAUUAGAUAUCUGGGCAUAACUAUAACAGCUAAAAAUUCUCAACUUUUGGAGAAUAAUUACGACACCAAAUGGAAAGAAAUUAAAAAGGAUCUAGAAAAAUGGAAACAUCUCAAACUUUCGCUAUUAGGGAGAAUAUCAGCUAUAAAAAUGUCCAUACUCCCAAAAAUGAUCUUCCUUUUCCAAAAUAUCCCAAUUAUAAGAAGUACCCAAAGAUUCAAAAAUUGGAAUAAAGACCUGAGUAAAUUUAUUUGGGGGGGAAAGAAACCUAGAAUUAAAAGAACACACUUGACAGAUGAGAAAAAAAGAGGGGGUUUAGGUUUACCUAACCUCCAGCUCUAUCACGAUGCAUGUGGGCUAACCUGGAUCAAAGAUUGGACAACACUCAAAAAAACCAAAAUUUUGACAUUAGAAGGGGCAGAUUUGCGAUCAGGGUGGCAUGCAUACCUUUGGUAUGACAAAAAAUCAAUAGAAAAAAACUUUGGGAACCAUUUUAUUCGGUCUUCACUAAUAAAAAUCUGGGACAAAUACAAAAGGAGAUUUCAUCUAAAAACACCUUUAUGGAUAUCACCACUAGAAGCCUGUGAAAGAAAAGAAUUAGGAAGAGACAAUUGGCCAAAAUAUAAAGAUAUCCUAAUAAGGACGAAUAAUAACUACCAAAUGAAGAGUAAGGAAGAUGUAAGCAAGCAGUUCUCAAAUAUAGGCUGGUUUCAAUAUAUCCAGCUAAAAGAAUAUUAUACCAAAGACAAGAAACUAGGAUUUGAGGAUCAGGAAGGAUAUUGGGAAAAGAUCAUGAAACUAGAAAAAAAGGUGAUAUCCAAAAUCUAUAAAAAACUACUAGAAUGGGAAACAGAAACGACCUUGAUUAAAGAGUGCAUGUUGAAAUGGGCAAAAAAUUUGGGAAAAUCAAUACAACUGGCAGAAUGGGAAAAAUGUUGGAAUACAAGACUCAAACACACGUACGCAAUAGAUCUGAAAGAAAAUUGGAUUAAAAUAUUUUACAGGUGGUAUUGGACACCACAAAAAAUGGCCAAAUUUAACAAAAAUGCUUCAAAUAAAUGCUGGAAAUGUGGAAUAGAAGUGGGGACGUUCUACCACUGUUGGUGGACAUGUAAAAAAGUGAAAGUCUAUUGGAAAGAGGUACAUUGGAGAAUCCAAAAGAUGUUGCAAAUUAGGAUUGAUCUGAAUCCAAAAUACUUCCUCCUGGGAAUGCUAGAUAUAGAUAAAGAUAGAAAUAAAGAAGUUUUAUUUAAUCACCUAAUAACUGCAGCUAGAAUGAAUCUAGCCAAAUGUUGGAAAGAUAAAGAAAUCCCUGAGAUAAGAGGCUGGAUAAGCAAAAUUUGGGAGAUUAUGAAUAUGGAUAUAUUAACCUUUUGGCUACAAAAUGCUAGUGGCAGACCGAUGAAACAGACGAAUUGGGAAUUGGUCAAAACCUACUUGAAGGAAGAAAAAUAUAAUAUAAUUAUUUGAUAUGCCACAGGAGACAAGACAGAUGAAACAUUGUAAUAUGUAAAUAAAUAUGGUUUUUUUUUACUUCAGAGACACUAGAUAGAAUUGGUUGGGAAAAACCAAAUACAGCUCAAGAUUACAUAUUGGAUAAGAUACUGUGUAAAGAUGGAAGUCAAAUUUUAUUUUUUGUGGGGGUGGGGAUCGGGUUGUUGUUGUUAUAUUUUAUUCUUUUUUUUUUUUCUGGGUAUACUUUGUCUCUAUCUUGUCAUCACUUUGUCACUUCUCCAAACUCCUAUUCCCCCAUGUCAUCACUAUUUUCUUUAAUCUGACACUUGGAUCUUACUAUAUUGUAUGUUAAAAACACCAAUAAAAAUUGCUUAAAAAAAAAAAAAGUUCUGUAAGCCUUGUACCUUGAGCCUUGUUCGAGUUCUUGUUCCUGUUCCUGGCUAUUUUGGAUUAUCAUGUCAUGUUCCUAAAAGCCGUGCAUUUUGAAUCUCCUGUUCCAGUUCAUGAUCCUGUUCUUUGAACUAAUUUUGACUACCUCGAUUGAAAUUUAUUCUUGUGUUUGGAUUUCUAUGGACCCUUGCUUCAAGAUUUCUAAGUGCCUCACAUCUUGUGGACUAUAACCUUGUUUUUAGUGACUUUGAACUUUGAUUCGCUAAUGCUUAAAUAUUAUCUUCAAUAAACAGUUUGUAUUACUUAUA
Molecule: messenger RNA, 12835 nt
Organism: Anolis carolinensis (green anole)
Lineage: Eukaryota; Metazoa; Chordata; Lepidosauria; Squamata; Anolidae
Product: zinc finger protein 709-like
Exons: 2
Coding region: 618-2111 (497 amino acids)
Biological process (GO): regulation of transcription by RNA polymerase II
Cellular component (GO): nucleus
Molecular function (GO): DNA-binding transcription factor activity, RNA polymerase II-specific; RNA polymerase II transcription regulatory region sequence-specific DNA binding
Source: RefSeq, a predicted model, not a curated record